Molecule: messenger RNA, 1253 nt
Organism: Argentina anserina (silverweed cinquefoil)
Lineage: Eukaryota; Viridiplantae; Streptophyta; Magnoliopsida; Rosales; Rosaceae
Source: RefSeq, a predicted model, not a curated record
GCACUUCUGGAGGUGUCUUCUUCGUUCUUCACAAUCUCAAACCCUCUCAUUUCCAUUCGUUCCAUUUUCAGAGGGUUAAUCGAUCGCAGCGAAUAUGCAAAGAGAGAAGCAAGUUAGACGGGGUUUAUCUCACUCAGAUGAAAUGUUAAACAGUUUUCCUGGAUUUGGUAGAAGCAUGAUGCCUAGCCUGUUUAGUGGAAGGGAUGAUCCCUUCUUCAGUCGGCCGCUUGGGGACAUCUUUGGGUCUAGCAUGUUCGGUGCAAGUGCUGCUUCUAGUGAUGUACCAGAGAGUGGAGGAGGUGGGGGAAUUAUAGUAGAAGAACUCGACUCUGAUGAUGGCACGGAGGAGGAUGAGGGUACUGGAGAUGGGAGUGAUGAGAGGAAACAGCGUGCCGUUUCAAGUAACGAGCCAUCAGUUGAACAUCCAGAUGAUGAUGAUGAUGGUGAUGAAGUCGAUGCAGAAGAGAAAAUCAAGAACAAGAGAGGAGAGUUCAACAAGGGGCAAGGCACACAGCCCCAGAGUCGUAGUAUCUCUUUUCAGAGUUGCCGAGUCACAUAUGGUGGUAUAGAUGGAGCAUAUUACACUUCUACAAGAACUAGAAGGGCAGGCAAUGAUGGUGUGAGGAUUGUGGAAACCAAAGAAGCUGAUAAGACAACUGGUCAAGCGACACAUAAGAUAUCUAGAGGAAUUCAUAAUAAGGGUCACUCUGUUACAAGGAAGCUGAACGCAGAUGGAAAGGUGGAUAUGUUGCAAACUUUACACAAUCUGAAUGAAGAUGAGCUUGUUGGUUUUGAAGAAACUUGGAAUGGUAAUGUUAAGGUGGACAUACCUGGCUGGAAAUGUUUUGAUAAUCUAGGUAUACCAAAGGGCAAUGUAUCUUGGAGUGCGGGGCUCCUUCCAUAUUCAGAGCAACCACAAAGCUCCGGAGGGAUCAGACCAGGGAAUGUAAAUGGUACUACAGCUGGGAGAACCAAAAAGGUUGUUAGAAUCAAUAUAGAGUAAAUAUAGGUAGAGCAUCUACACAUAUCAGAAAGACGGAAGGGUACCAGUGGUUGACAGAUUCAGUUAAACUGUUUCAAAUUGUGAAGAGUUGGACACUUGGACGUCUAUAUUAGGUAUUGUAGUUUUGGAGGGGUGGGUGUUUUAGGUGGUUUCAGUUGUCUAAUUUAUAGUGUCCAUGAGAAUGUUUUAUUGUAUUUAUGAGAAUGUAAGGAAAAUUUCAUCUUUGUUAAUUAAUUAAAAGGAAAUGAGU